GAUUGAAGACCUCCUGGCAAAGUUUGUUCCCGAAGACAACCCCCUCAUCACCAAGCUGGGUGAAGACGAAAUGAUUCGACUCUCGGAUGCGUUCACUAAAGUCACGUACGUCGGCAAGGUCCAAGACGACCUCGCAGAAUACCUGCGGGACUGCUGGAAAGAGUACAACCCUGCAAAGUACAAGGCGCCAUGUGUGGCGGUUGUGCAGAGUUCCGGCUUCGGCAAGAGUCGGACAGUGCGUGAGCUUGCGCUCAAGGCAGAACGAGAACCGAACUUGAACCUGAAAGUUUUGUGCAUGUGCGCGCGUGUGCACCGAUCGACGGGGUUUCCGGAGGCUACGAGUAAGCUUCGUGAUUGGCUGUUUGACCCUGCCGCCUCCUCAGUGCAAGAGGUCGCCAGGCGAUUGAAGGCGAUUUACUGCUAUGCGAAAGAUCAUUGGGCGGACGUUCAGACGGAAUGGCUGGAGCUGUUUAUCGACAAUGCAACUGACAGUUCCGUGUGCGGCCAAGCUUUUGAAAGAAACAGAAAUGAUAAAGGCGUCCGAUUCAGCAUCCGUACCGGACACCUUUAUCCAAACUACGGGUACCUCCACCGUGAAGGAUCCAGAUGGCAAAAUGGUGGUUCUGGUGAUCGAUGAAGCGAGAAGUCUGCUGGCUGAGGUGGAUGGCAAGAAGAACGAUUUUCGUAUGUUGCGAAAUGCUCUUAAAUCCGCUAACGAAGAUAUCGGCCCCGAAGGAGGCAUUUUCGGCGUGCUGACUGAUACGAACUCGCAGAUCUCGGACCUGACGCAGCCUCUGUUGUUGGACCCAUCUUCUCGGAAAUCUGGAGGUAGUUUGGCAUCGUUCGCGCCGCUUGUACUAGCUGAUACGAUGGACGCACACUGGGAUGACUACUUUGAAGAUGAAGAGAUAAACGAGGGAACCCAAGUUGCGGUGGGAGCUGAAGACGAAGAGAAAACCAAACAGCAAGAACGUGCUAAGAUAGCCAUGUACAAGACCGUCGUAACUGGAAGUGACGGUCAGGCCUGGGAGGCGUUGAGGCGCAUGGGCCGCCCGAUGUGGUACAGCACUUACCCCGAUCCAGCUCAUAAGUUCGCGUGAUUGAUCUCGCGGCGAAUAAACUGCUACUGGGGAUUCCCCCUUCGCAAAAUGCGUACAACAAGGAUACCAUGUUUGGUGUCGCCUCCAUGCUUUGUCGACUGGGUGUUCGACCGCAUUCGACGUCGGCUUUGGCAUCUCGGGCCCCCGCUGACUUCAUGGCGAUUCUCGCGUAUGUGAACUUCAAACGAGAGGGUUACGUCACCAGCUACGCUUCGGACCCAGUGCUCGCCUUAGGAGCGAUGAAAGUGUGGUAUGAACUGAAAUAUGGUCUGGCAAAGUAUAUCCUGCCGCAACUCAAGAACCUCCUUUUGGAUGAAGCGUUGGACACUGGUGGAGUUGGCGAAAUUGGCGAGAUGGUUGCUCGCAUUCUGCUGCUUCUAGCGAUGGACACGUGUGUGAUGGGGGACAAAGACUUUUCCCAGUGGUGCCACACGAUCGGGCAAUUUGUACCGGUGCAGCAAUUCUUGAAGGUGCUACAAGGCAAGAAAAAGCUGCCGAUAUAUCUCAAGCGGAUGAUCAGCAAGGAGAAUUUGAGACCAGAAUUCAACAAGUGGUGCUCGAAGUGGGAUGGUUGGUACAUGGGGUUCACCCACUUUGUGCAGUUGCAGCUUGAGCCGAAUGAGGACACGCUUUGGUUUUUGCUGGGGCGUCAAGCUGCAGGUAUUUUCCCCCGUAACCAGUAUGGAGCCGAUUUGUUGAUCCCGAUGUUUAAGAAGAGAUCCAACAGCAGGCCAGUCGGUGGGGAGACAACGAGGGGU
Molecule: messenger RNA, 1858 nt
Organism: Phytophthora sojae
Lineage: Eukaryota; Oomycota; Peronosporomycetes; Peronosporales; Peronosporaceae
Exons: 1
Source: RefSeq, a predicted model, not a curated record